GCGAUCGAAGCGUCGUGUAAAAAAAAAUCCCCUCUAUUAUGGAUGAUAUUGGUCGCGAAAGCCUCCCACGUGUUAGACUGAGAACACCGCUUUGCUUUGCGACCGCCACGCGUCCCAGGUAUCGACAUCGCGCGCACUCAGAACCGAGAUUCCGCGCCUCCCGGCAGCGCGUUCACACGGGUUCACUAAGGCAGCGCCGCGUGCGUCACGGGCCCCGUGGGCUCGGGGUGGGUGACGAGACCACGGGAGGAGGAGGAGGAAGAAGUAGACGAGAAAGAAAGGGAGGGUCUUGGAACCGGACCCAACCCAACCCAGCCCGGUCGGGCCCGGCCCAUCCACCCCGGGCUCGACUCGGUAAGUGAGUGAGCGGAGAUGCACGCCACGAACUCGCGUUGCGUUGCGCGCGUGACAGCUCCUCUUUGCGAUUGUGCCACGGACUCUUGAGCUUUUAAUGCCGAGUUGUUAAACGCGGUGGACUCUGCACUGUCGUGUCUCACACCAACCGACGCAACGCAAAACGACACCAACGAACAAGGCGCCCGUCCACCACUGGUGUUGCUCACAGACAAGUCGCCCGUGAUGAGACUGAAUUUGCGUUCAACCCCCGUCGCCUGCGACCUCCUGUAAGCGACACGGGAGCGCCCUCUCGUGGAGGUUCCCUGCAACUGGGGCCAGAACCUCUUCCGUCUCUCUGCAUUGACGAAGUCACAGAGGACAUCUGAUUUAAAGAGAACCCGUUUGUGUUGUCUGCUCCACAAAAAGGAAUGCGCGUUGUGAACGCGAUUCAGCAACUGAAAGUUGAAGAAACAACUAAAAUAUAAAUUGAACGGCAACUGCAAAUCCAUUAUUAACCGGACGGAUGUGUAAAUUUAAAUCAAGCAAAAAAAACAAUUGAACGGAGAUGACUGGCAGAUGAACCGCCUGUGCCACCUCGUUGCAUUUUAACCGCCCGGCGCUCCGCCCGUUGGUGUGAGCGUUGCUACUCCACCGGUCCGCCGUCGCUGGAAGGCCUCUGAACUCAACUGUCAAACAGGAGCGCAUUCCACGAGCCCUCCUCCACAGUCAACACAAAGGCAAAGAUUCUCUCCCGCGCAGCCUGCAACGGGCUGUUAGGGCAAGUGCGUUCUCGUGAGCGCCCCGCGUCGUCAGCUUCCCCCACUCGGGUGUCCACAACACCAUGCCCGCGGUAUAAGCGGAGCCUCCUUUCCUUACGCGCCCACGUAUACACCUAUACGUAUCCAUCGUCCAAUCGGUCAACCCUGGCUUUCCGGACAAUGCCGAUCAGCAAACACUUCUCCCCGGGCUCACCCGACUCGAGGAUGGGCAGGAGGCGACCUCGGCUGGAGAUCACGAGGGAAAUGAUCAGCGCCCCGCUCGGAGAUUUCCGUCACACGAUGCACGUGGGUCGCGGCGGCGACGCGUUCGGGGACACGUCGUUCCUGCGCGAGAGACCCCCCCCCGAGAGUCCCAGGUACCGCCGCGGGGAGUCGCCGCCCCCGGCGGGCAGGGAGAGCCUCCUGGCCCGCACGCUACGCGCCAGCAAGCGCAGCCUCUCGGUGGGACGCUCGGCUCGCCUGUCGUCCACGUCGACUUCGUCUUUCGUCGCCGUUCCGCUCCCCUCGUCACCGUCCUCCUCGGCCUCCACCUCGUACUCCGCCUCUACGCCGAGCUCCCCCGUUGGCGCCUCGCAGCUGCUGUCGCGGAGCGAGAUGGAGGUGCAGUGCAUCUCGCCGCCUGACGGAGAGCGGGCGAGCCGCUCUCCGGGACCCGUCCGGGCCUCUUUGGCCCCUGUGGGCUCAAUCGCCGGGGUCACGGCAGGGUUCAGCCCUUACUCCGGCGGUGGCGGCGGCAGCGGCGGGGACAAAGCGAUCGCUCGUCCGAACGGCGCCAUGGGCGGCCAGGAACUGCUGUUCGACCGCCGCGACCAGGCGCUCGCGCACUCCAUCCCCGCGCUCAAGCACGCCGAGUCCGUCAUGUCGUUCCACGUGGACCUGGGGCCCUCCAUGCUGGGCGACGUCCUGGGAGUGAUGGGCUCGGAAGAAGGAGGCGCGGCGGCUCCGGGCUUCGACGUCGUCGCCGCCGCCGCGGCCCCCGCCGUGACGCCGGGGCGGGGCGGGAGCAGCCGGGGCGGCUCGCGGAGUUCCAGCGCCAGCAGCAGCAGCGGCGGCGGCAGCAGCGCCACGCUGGCCGACGACGCGGCGUCCCAGGGUGACGGCGAGGGUGACGGUGGCGCGUGGGCCGUUGCGGCGAGCGAGAAACGCCCAGCCACGCUCCCUGCCGCGCUCCCCACCAUGCCGUUCGUUGCCUCCCUGCACCACCACCACCACCACCACCCGUUUGGGUCCUACCUGGAGGACGACGAGAUUCUGCCCUUUUGAGCGAAGCCUGUCGGCGCAGAUCUUGCAAUCGCUUGCUCAUGCCACUGCUGGCUGGUGGAAGGACCUCCACUAAGAUGGGACUGUAAUGAAACACAGCUUCCCCCCCCACCCUCCCCCUCCUUGGCUUUAGAAGGUAUUUGGCCUACUCUUUCACGCUGCCCAGAUGUCUUGCAAGAAUUCGAAGUAUCCACACUUUACCCUAACAGCACACAGGGACCUGCCGAUCGUUUAUCCAUGGUGUAUCCAUUUGUACUGCUGGGUGGACAAAUUUAUGGGGCAUGUAAGACACUUGCACCGUUGUGAGCAUGGCUUAAUUUCUCAACUGAAUAUGUAGCCAGUCGCUGAUAGACUGCAGGUGGUGCACCGUUGAUUAUCAUAGCCACAGCCAUAGCGAGGUACGGUGAACUGGAUGUUGUGUGCCGGGUGCAAAGAAAACAUCACUACCUAGUCACCAACCAGGACUGAUAUUUAGCCCUGCCUUCGUGCAAUAUGGACAUAGGGGUACGGUGCCACAUUAAAGGGAGAUUCGACCACCCCCUCCCCCACCAAUAAAAACAAACAGCUCUCACCUUGUAGAUGUACACCUUAGGCUGUCCCACAAGAGUUUAAAGCUUCCUUUAAUUUAAAUGAUGGGCCCAUCAUUAUGGACCUAAAUUCAUUUGAAAAUAAGUGACUUCACUCACGUGCCAUCAUACCGCUGCUGCCCGUAACUUUACGGUCGGUUUUGUCACUCAGGAAGCUUGUUAUGCAGUCUUGGUGUAUGAGCCGCAAGAUCAGAGCUGUUUUAGUCUUUUUAAUGCAUGUUACCUGAGCAGAAGGACAAAGGUGCAGGGUGUUCAGUGCCCUGGUGUUACACGCGCUGCUGUGCGGUGGCGGAGGUCAUGGGCACGAACUAAGGCACCGAAAGGCUCAACGCCAUCAUUACAGGUCUCCCCGCGCAGGAUCCUGGGGUUACGGGCGGGUUCAUGAUUUUUCUAUCAAACCGUCGACUGCUUCUGGAGACCGGGCUGAGACGCCGCUUGUGCCUGUUUGGGGAAGACGCCAGUUGCGGCCGUUUAGUGGCCACGCGGCUCACUUCCCAGAGGCCCGACCCAGCAGAGUAGCCGCUCCGAAUCGGAUUUGUACGUAUGUUGAACUUUUUCUGCACCGUACGUAGUUAACCAUACUAAUUGGAGUUGCGGGAGAAGGACAACAACAAGGACUUCAUGCCCAGCUGGCAGAGGAGGCCAAGGGGGGAGGCCUGUGUCCUCAUGGCUGCAGGAGCAACAGGCUGAUCAUCACCUCCAAGGUUUGGGACUGAGAAGGGAGUUGGCCGUGAGGGACCCGGAGGGCUGGAGCCCCGGAGGGUGAAACCAGUCACGCGCCGUGCGGGUGUUUGCCCCCCAUAUCUGAUCUGAAUCUUGGGGGAUGGAAACACCCCGACUCAAUUCACUGAAACUUCCGAAUAGCAUGUGUGCUAGUGUUGGCAAGCAAUGCAUUUAUUGGCCGGGCCACGCCUUACUGAAGAGACUCGGUGAAGACAAAGACGAUUCGAGGCUGCAUGUGUGUUGUGUCGUUAAAAUAUUGACCGGUUUGGUCAAUGGAACUACAAAUUUAAAUUGUUGCAAUGAAAAUUAUUAUUUGUCAUGAAUAUUAUUAGAAUUUUGUGGCUUCAAAUAUACAGGAUGUAUUAAAUGCAUGUGCGUAGCAGUUAAACUUUUAUUUUCCUGAUGAGAUAAAAAAAUUACAUUCCGUUUUGGUUUAAUUGAAGUCGAGCUACAUGUGAGUUGUUAAUGAAAUACAACAACAGAGCAAAUGCCUUAAUAUUCACACACCAUGCAAUAUAAUUAUCGUCAUUCAGGGUUGCGAUUAGAUUUAGGAAUCGAUUAUUUUUGUGAAAUUGCUGUGAACUUAGCGGCCUUUAGUGACUAUAGGCGGUGAGGUGAACCCAUGCCAUACAUCACCACGUGAAUCGAAAAAUAUAUAGAACAAAAAUAACCAUGAUACUGUUCUGUCCCGCACACAAUGGAUUAAAUGCGGUGUAUAUCGUGACUAUAUAAGUAUAUAAUAAUCGAUUAAUAUAUGGAUCGUCACGCGUCUACUUAACGCCUGAGAGGAUGAACGCCACGGUGAAAGAUGGCAAUUGCUUGGGGAGGCCUUCAUCCAGCAGCAGAUGGAUCAUGGCUGAUAAUGAUGAUGACUGUUUAGACCAUAACGAAAUCAUAUUGCACUACUGUGUAUAUUAACAGGUUUCUUUAUAGGUAUUCUCAAAGGUUGAGAAUGUAUGCUCUUCUCAAACCAUUACUCCUGUCCUUGAUAUGUAAAGAGCCCAAAUUGUGUAUAGCCAUAACAAUUUACAAUGAGCAAGUCGUAAUACAGGUAUUUAUAUUGUUUUUUUGUUAAUUCAUGAAAGUAUUUAGGAAGCUGAGUCUCUAUUCUCAUUAUUAUAUUAUUGAGGAGCGGCGGUGCAGUGGUUAGCACACUGCACUGUGAAUCUGCCCACCCGCGUUCAAUUCCCGUCUGCGACUCACCAACCCGUUACUGGCGAAUUAUGGUCAAGCAACCCCCACGACCGACACAGCAUGGGUAGGCCUCAUCCAGCAGUGGAUUGAGAAGCGCCUGAACAUUACCGUUCUUUGUAAAUGCUGGGUGCCUUGUUGGUGCCAAAAUCAGAAAUGUAUCGAGCAAAAGCAGGACUUAAGCACCACCCUAUACAGCAAGCUUUGACUUAUUCUUAUUAACAACGUGCGUUCUGUAUACGUGUUGAUCAGCAGCGUGUACAUCAGAGGUGGGGAAACAUUUAACUUAUAGUGGGGACGCACGUUAACACACAUGCUCAGUCACUCCAGUCACUACGAGAGGCCCCGACAGUGACUGAAUGUGACCAUGUAUGCUAUGCUGUAAACUGGAUAAUUACAAAGACUCUACGAAGCAAACUAUAAGCAACAAGGACAACAACAAAAGUGCUUGAGAAAGAUGUUCGAGACUGGAUAUAACAUUCUGACUAGGACAAUUAUUGGUACACGGAGCUGGGGAAGAAAGCGAAUUAAGUAGAUAAGCAAUUUAAAUAAUUGUAUGCAAUUGGGAGUAUCUGAUACUGGGAACUAGAUGGAUGGAAGGCCACAAUUGUCAUGUAUUUGAGAAAGGAUAUGUCACACAGAGAUGCUGAAAUUAACCCCCCUCUAGUAUCCAAUUAGUGUGGCUUAGGUUUCUUGCAGUGAUGGAUAACCAUGGUUUGAGGGCUGUAUAGAAGUGGUAAUCCUCGUCCUACAGGGCCGGAUUAAUGCAGGGCGGCUUUAGGAGUUGCAAUGUGGGACCUUAGGAUUUUGAGGCCCUCCAAAUAAUUUGUCCAGUACUGCUUUAAGAUGGUUGAAACGAAAUAUGUUACGGUAAAUUUUCCAGGUAAAUAAGUAAAUUAAAGCCGAAGAAUAACAAUGUGAAUUACGACUGGCUAUGGUCAGAAUUUAAAUAUUUUUUUUACUUUCAUUUAUACCUUUACAACAAUUCGCAAAACUCAGAGACAGAACUGAAAUAACCACGGUGAAUACUAAUUGGGUGUUUGACAUUGCGCAUGUGUGCUGGUAAAACAGUCAUGGGAAGGAAUUGAAUAUACAACGAAGGGCCCUCUCAACAACUGUACAGGCCCUUGGCCCCAAUCAAACUUAAUUAAUAUUCGCCAAGAUGUCCCACUCAGAGAAUGCAUGUAUGUUGAACUUCUUUCGCACCGUACGUAGCCAACCGUGCUCAUUGGGGGUGCGAGGAGAAACAGCACACACCUAACUCUAGUGAAAUUUAACGAUGAAAAAAUAUAUCCAAAUAGUUGCUCAAUCAUAUUUCUCCACGCCUCCGUUCAACGAUCAAUCAUGGCCAAAUGUGACGCAAUGGCAUCAUCCAGACGAGGAAGUGAUUGGAGAGCCCCAAGUUACUCGGCUGCUUGUAUGGGCCGCGGGGCCGUACGAUAGGAAGUCGUGGGUCGCUUCCAGCCCGUGGACUGCAGGUUACCCUGCAGCUGGUUGAGAGGAUGGCAUUGCAGUUCGUCAGAUUUCGCGUGGCCACUUUGUUUUGCAGUACUCAUACUUUCCUUCAUGAAGGGCACACACGUUUACCGUAAAUGAGUUCUCCCCCAUAUAAAUGGCUUUUUCACUAUGAUGAAUGCCAUCUGUUAAAGCAUCGAAUAUAUUUUUAAGCAGAAAUAAUGACAAUGAUUCAGGCAAUUGCUCAAAAUGUUUGUGAUGCCCUCUCUCUAUAUGUGUGUUGACAGGUUAACGGGAGGCAUUAGUCAUAAUUUUUAAACAAUACAGUAUAUUCAUCUGCUAUUGUAGCCUCAUAUACACAAUACAUACGCAAAGAUCCCCCAUAUAACCAUGCAGACUGCUGGGUCAAAUGAUGCUGGCGAGCGUCUAUGAAGGUCUGAACGGCGCCACAAUGGGACGGUUUAGCCAGAACCGUGCUCCGGUCGUCUUUGUUUUCCCGGUGCGGACGUUUCACAUCAUACCAGGUACUCAUUUAAGGCUGAGUCGACCUGGAGGAGCCAAGGUCCAGUCCAGAUACCGCUUGCCACCACUGGCGUUAUAACCGAGGCCGGGAAUUGAACUCCUGAUCGUCUGUUUUUUUUUUGUGCAGUGCGCUAACCACUGCGCCACCGCUCCACCCGUUAAUACAUAUAGAUACUAAAAAAAUACACAUGCAAGUAUACACGCAUUUUUUUAUUGGUAGGAUGCCACACUUUUUUCUUGCAAAAACCACAGCAUGGUUAAUUACUGAAUUAUACGUAUGUACCCUCAAUCUGGGGCUCAAUUACUUCGGCACCGGGCCGAAAAGCUGAUCACAUGGUUUCUAAUCCCGGUCGAUUAUUUAGGUCAACUUUCCAAAUGCCUUCCACUAUAUUAAGGAAACAAAAACUUAUCAAUAAACAGGACUCAGCCGAACAUCCCAUGGCAGGACCCAACCCCUUUAAACUCUCAAGACUCUUUCGGAAUUAUUAUUUGUAUCAUCAUCCCUGAUAUCACUACAGUCACGACAAUAGUGGUUACGACCGAACGCGACGAACCCAGUGAACCUGAGUUCAAUUCCGGGCCAAGGCUAACAUGAGUGGCGAGCAAUACCUGAACUGGUCCUGGGCAACCCACUAUUCCCCCGACGCCCCAACCAAGCACCACCAACCAGCCCACACUAACCAUGGUAUGGUCAAACACCGCCCAUGACCACUUUCAUCCAACAGUGGAUAGAUAAGUGGUUGUAACUUAACUUAAACGUGUACGACAAGCAGGAAUGGGAAACUUGGGUUGCAGGCAGACCUCCAUACGUAGUUUAUGUGUAAAAAUAUGUAUAAUUAAAUUUACAUUUACUAUGUCAAUGUUAAUCAACGUACUAUGUUGUAACCAUAUCAUAUGCGCGUAGGUACUACGCACUGCAUUAUUGUAAACAUAUUCAUUGUUUUUUUUGCUUCCAUUAUGAAUUAGUACUUUUGUAUGAAGAGGUUUAAGAAGCUUGUUUAAACUAAUACCCGGUAUGUGAGACUAUAAAAGCACUGAUGUGUAAAUCGUUGAAUACAAGAAUGUGGAUUUUAUACACGUGGUUAAAUAAAGGGCAAUGUUGCUCAGAGUA
This is a messenger RNA of Petromyzon marinus (sea lamprey), 7964 nucleotides long. Its product is annotated as cdc42 effector protein 4-like. Gene Ontology annotation, biological process: Rho protein signal transduction; regulation of cell shape; positive regulation of pseudopodium assembly. Gene Ontology annotation, cellular component: cytoskeleton; cytoplasm; plasma membrane. The record is from RefSeq and is a predicted model, not a curated record. Gene Ontology annotation, molecular function: small GTPase binding. Lineage: Eukaryota; Metazoa; Chordata; Hyperoartia; Petromyzontiformes; Petromyzontidae.